CUUCCUGGUGCUAGAACAAACGAACAUAGGCGCUGUGUUUGUGUCGCAAUGUCUUCACGCGUAGCAUUCCUGAAGCAAAUACAAACGACAAAUGAAUGAGAGACUGGAGGGCAACAAACGACAAUCUUACAGGAAAAGAAAUGAUAAAGAACAGUUAAGCAUAUGAUUUCAACAAGCAACCACAGCCAUAGGCUUUCACUAUAGGACACUAUAGGACUGUCACUAUGCUGCCUCCACUCCAACUAUUUUUUCUAAUGCCUCUAAUUAAGCCAAUCACAAAUCAUGGUCAUGGGAACUCUCUUUCUCCUCCAAUCACUCAUUCAAAUCACAGCCUAUCUUCUCAGACUUACAUGCUUGUCAGAAAAUCUGAUCACAGAUUGGAAGCCAAUGCUGUAAGACCAUUUCUUCAUGGCUUCUAUCAGAAAAGUGUCAUUAAAUCAAGUGGAGAUUCAAACAAAUUGACUGAAAUCAGAAGUACUGAGGACACAUUGUCAGAAAAAACAUCACAUAGUGACAUAACUGGGUCAAGAGGUAUAUUUUUAUUAUCACCAAAAAACAGAGUCAAAAGAGGUCCUUCCCAAAAUGCCAUUACACCACAAGAUGCUUCUGGAAACGAAAAUGAGACCGCUGAUGAGUCAAUGACAGAAGAACCACUCAAUGAAUUUAAAGAGAAAGACUUAUCAACAGUUGGGCCAGGUGAUAUGUUAACACCUAGAGAAAUUGGCUUUGUAGGAUUAUCAACAAAGCCAAUAACAUCUCUUGAUAAAAAGCAUACUCAGUACAGACCACAAGUUCAAACUGCUUAUAGUGUGCUAGCUAAUUUGACAACAGUACAAACAAAUUCAACAAUCAACUCUUUACUUGGGAGCAGUCCUUCUACAACCUCACCACAUAAUGAAAACCCCGUAUCCGCUUCCAGUAGGAUUAGGCAGUUGGACGCCAACAGGACUGAACUGGAAAUAGGUAGGUUGGAGACAACCACUCCAGCUAAAAUUCAUCCAAAGCAGUUUACCACUUUACAGUCACAAACUGAAUCCACCUCUCUUAGUACAAGGACAACCAAUCUACAACUAGAGGUACCAUUACUGGGAGUGGACAUCAUUACCAACUAUACACAACCAAAAAGCACUUCACAGUCAGCAAAAUCAGCAAAAAUGCCCAAUGACCAGUCAAAGGAGCCAGGAAUGAAAGGAACAGUGUCUGAUAUAAAGAACACUAAAGACAUACCCACUUUUCUAAGGACUGCCUCCCCUCACCCAGUUGGACAGGGUCAUUUUCUAUUCUCAGAAAAUGAUGGAAGAUUUACAGAGAAGGACCAUUUAGUCUCACAGGGAAUAAUUCCAUCUCAGAAGUCAAACCCUGCCUCUCCAACCUAUGCCCAACCCAAGGACCCCUGUGUUUCUAAUGUGGCUUCCUGUGUUUUUUCCAAAGAUCAAAACAACAAUGAUAAAUAUGUUGCAACAAAUGGGAGCUUUUUAGUAUGGGCAGACUUAAAACGCACACUUUCAUUUGCAUGGGAGCUGCAUGUUUUUGGUUCUGCUGCCCUUUUCCUUCUGUUAACUGCUGGCUCAGCCCUUGGUUUAGCAUUGUCUACCAGCUUGAACUGCCCCCACCGUGCUGAACUGAUACUCACCAAUAGCCUCUUGCUAGUUGCAGGUGCAGUUAGAGCAGGCCACUUCUUGCUCGACCCAUAUGGGACUCGGCUCCUCCUGCCACCUCCUGUCAUAAUAGCUUCAUACACUCUGCCUUUACCACUGUUAAUUCUGGCACAGGCUGCUUUAGUGAUACUGGUACUAAAUGAAACAGGGGUAACCUGGCUUCCACCAACACUUCAGCGUCCCCCUCUUUUAGGAGUGUUAGCUGUUUUCCAAUGCACUCUCCUACUUGCUGCAGACUUACUCUCCCCUGCACUUUCCCCUGCUGUUCCCAUUGUCCUUCAGAGCCUCACAUUGACUGCAGGCCUGGUACUGUGUUUAGGCUACCUUUUCUUGGCACUGCCAAGCUUCUCUCACACACAUGCAGCUCGGGCAGGGAAUAAGGGUACAGGUGAAGGAAAGGUGCGGGUUUUAGCACGGGUACUGGCAGUGUGCGCUCUUCUUGGGGUGCUGUGCUGUUUGUUGCACAUUUAUGUCUGCUUGUGGCUGUAUGGACUUCUAGGAGACUGGAGGCGCUUUCGUUGGGCAUGGUGGCUCUGUCAGUUCUGGCUACGACUGUUGGAGCUUGCCUGGGCUUUCUGCCUACUUCUGAUGUCUUCCUGGGUUUUCUGGAGACCCAAUGGAGGAACACCAAGACAGGAAGGAGCUGCCACAGCAAGCUUGCCCUCACCCUCUCAAUCAUCGAACUCUGCAAGCAGACAUACAUGUUGGGCGAAGAUUGUUCAGAGCCUCAAGGUAAGGCAACAAAGGAAAUCCGAAAGCAAUGGGAUAGGAGGGUCAAAUAGUGGUGCAGGGGCUGGAGAGUUGCCCAAUAACUGGGCAGGACAGGAGCGAUCUGGGGCAGACAUCAGCAAGAGCCUCAUACGAAAUCGUGAUCCACUUAAAGACAGCAAUCAUUUGCGCAAUCUGAAAGGCUUUGCUGGGGGCUCAGCAGGUUCAUUGCUAAGGCUGCAGGCACUUGCUCAGCCACCUCAGCGCUCCUUAAGUAGCAGUUUGGACAGGGACAAGGAGUCAGCCAUCUCUCUCUGUGAUUUUGACCUGCGCCCACCAACCCCAAUUGACCUUGGCCGCAGUAUUGAUGAGGCACUUCAUCGUGAGCAUCUAUUAAGGGGUGAAAGUUUGUUCCAGCCACUUCGACUGCCAUCACCUCCUCCGUCUCCAAACCUGUGGAUGAGACGGAAUAGUGACCCCCAAAUCACAUUGUCACUGAGCAGUGAUGAACACACAUUGCUUACAGAGUCCUCUGCAGGUCUGGAUCGCUCCAUUCCUAGUGCUGUGCCCAGCCGACAAGUCACAGCGCCCCCCACACCCACUCAUCAGGGCUUUCGUUGGGUCUCUGAGGCACAAGUGCCUUCCUCUUUGUCCUGCCCGGUUUCACUGCACCCUUCCCCAAGCACAAGCCAUGUCCUUGUGCCCAGUGCAGAAAACACAAGGCCAUUUCUAACCCCUGACCUUGACAGUUUGCAAUCAAAUACCCGAGGGGGGCAAAGUUACUUGAAAGUCGCUCGAAAUGAUGACUCAGCCAGUGUCAGCAGUGACAUUAUUGACCUUUGAACAUGCACAGAAACUCCAGAAUACAAUACAUUCAGAUUCUCCAAAAAGUAUAGAUUAUACAUUUAAUCAUGACUUGCAGUUUAAUUGUUGUAUAAUGGCACCUAAAGAGGAGGAGGAACAUACGUGACUUCAUUAGAUUUCAUUAAGUGGACUGAAAUGUUAAGCACUGGUAAUAUUGUUGUUUUCUUGUUUACAGUACUGCACAUACUAUAGAAGUCUAUGGGCCAAGGCAUACCAGAAGCAGAAAUCUGAAGCUUGUAUUGGCUAUGUCUUUUUGUAUUGAAUUUGUCGUUUUAGUGGUGGGACCACUAUUUUAAGCAAAAUAACCUCUAGAUGUGAGUGUAUGUAAUUUCUGUUGGUGUAGUUGCUCUAUGUAAAAUACUUUAGCAAAAAGUUAAUAGUCUCCUGUUGUUACGUGUUAUAUUUAAGUUUUGUGGCUAUACUUUGCAGUAGUCUGUAUAUUUUAAUGUUUAUUCUGGUGUAGUGCCUUGUCCCAUAGAGUCCCAACCUAAGUGCUACCUUAGCAUGCAUUGUAAGAGCUGUGUCUGGACAUUGUUUCCCCCAACCCCCCUCUCUUUUGCACUGUUUUUGAACAGAAAUUAUACUGGAUGUGCCAGAACAUGUUGACUUGCUGGCUCAUGCUUUGUACUUACAGUUCAUUCAUGCAAUGCAGCAUAACUAAAACAUACUAUUCUCACAACUGGAGUUAUGUUUAGUAAAAUAUUUUUUUAUGAAAGUGACAGCAAAGCACACCAGACUUUGGUGGUUGGCAUAUUAAGUGUAGUCAAAAUUUAAACACAGCUCAACUCAUCACUACUAUUUAAUACAGAAGAACUCUUUUGUGAGCAAUAAAUUAUAAAAAGCUGUGAGUAUAACAUAAACAGAUUAUGUAUAUACUAUUUUUUUGUUUGUAAAUAAUUAUAUAUUCUGAUUAUAUUUAAUGGAUUUACUGUGAAUGACAAUCCUUCCUACUGCAAAAUAUACCAAUCCUGGCAGAAUAAGGACUAAAUAGACUAGAUUUCUCCAGGCAUAUCUGUCUGUAGGACAAAAACUGGUACAAAUCCUGAGAAAUGUUAAUGUGCACCAUUUAAGUGUGACAUGAAAGGAAAUAACUAUAUGCUUUGUACAUGUUGUUGUUGUUUAGUUUAAAAGUUUUGUUUCUCUCCCUUUCAUUUUUAAAAUGGCAAGGAAUGGUUUUAAUAUUACAUUAAUAUUUGCAAAUAAACAGGAUAUUGUAUAUAGAUAUUCACAUAAAA
Molecule: messenger RNA, 4465 nt
Organism: Puntigrus tetrazona (Sumatra barb)
Lineage: Eukaryota; Metazoa; Chordata; Actinopteri; Cypriniformes; Cyprinidae
Product: proline-rich transmembrane protein 3
Exons: 4
Coding region: 225-3209 (994 amino acids)
Source: RefSeq, a predicted model, not a curated record